AAAUUAGACGUAGAAGAGCAGAAACCGAUGUUUCCUAUCACCUGGACUGUUACUUCAUAUAAGACCAUUAAAAUUGGAGUUUUUACAUAAAAUGUUACAGACUUCGUUUUAGUCACUGUAGAAGUGUCGACAAAAAUUAUAUGCAACGAUAAGUGAUUAUUAUUAUAAACAUGGAUGUGGUGACUACUAGCUUAGAAGCUCUCAUACAGAGGGUUACAAAUCCACAAAAUCAGAAGCCAGACAUAGCUGCUACUGAAGCAUUUUGCGUGAUGCUUACCAAAGAAUCGGAAGGUAUACAGAUAGGCACAAAGUUAUUGGCAACGCAUAUCCAAUCAGUUAACGAGUCAGAAGCACUGCAAGCACUUUCAUUACUAGAUACUUGUAUGAAGAGAUGUGGGCCAUUAUUUCAUGCUGAAAUUGGUAAAUUUCGUUUUCUUAAUGAGAUGAUAAAACUCGUCUCACCGAAAUAUUUAGGCACACGCACUACAGCAAGUGUACGACAAAAAGUAUUGCAACUUCUUUAUACAUGGAUCAGAGAAUAUCCCCGCGAGUCGAAAAUUAAGGAGGCCUAUGAGAUGCUUAAGAAACAAGGAGUCAUCGAGGAAGAUGCAGCAUUUAUAAUGGCUAAUAGCGAGGAAAGUCAAAAAGCAUCUAAGAUAAAGAAUAAUAUAUUUGAAAAUGAAGAAAUGUCAAGGCAUCUGCGCAAGUUACUUCAUAGUAAAGAUCCUUAUGAUUUGCAAACUGCAAAUCGAUUAAUCAAGGUCAUGGUAAAAGAGGAUGAGGAAAGACUGCAGUUAAACUCGCGAAGGAAUAUGGAAUUAGAAUCAGUGCAUAACAAUGUGAAACUCUUGUCAGAAAUGCUAGAUUCGUAUAAUCGAAAUGAAACCAGCACGGAGGAUCUCGAAUUGAUGAAGGAGUUACAUCAAGCAUGCGAGCGACUGAAACCUAUUUUAUUGCGACUCGCUAGCGAGACUCAGGGUGAUGUUGAAAUGCUUGGUGAUGUACUAACUGCGAGCGAUGAGUUGAAUCAAGUCUUCGAGAAAUAUACAUCUGUUAUUGUUCUUGGGCAAUCUCCCAAAUCUUCCGCGAUAGAAUCUUCUAAACCAAGCUAUAAUAAUGGAUCAUCUCUCCUGGAUCUAUCAUCUCCCAGUGAAAGUGUUCCCUGCGAGAGCACGGCACAAAGUGCAACGUCGACAAACCAUCGUUCGGACAUGGACAUGUUAGGCGAUAUCUUCAGUGUGUUGGAGAAACCAGUCAAAUCAGAUGCGAAUUUCUUGAUGCCGAAUGCCAUCAUGCAACCAAUCAGUAUUUCGCCUAUGAACAAGAAAAACGAAGUUACUAAUACCGAAGAAAAGAUAGACAGUAAAGCGAAAGCAUUGGAAGAGUUGAAUGAAUUAGGAGAAACUUUACUUAAACAAAGCUUAUCGGGUACGAUUGCUCGUUCGUCACAAAGCAAAGUCAGUAGUAAUAUUGUAAAAACUCAAAGUACCAAUGACUCUGCUCGGAAACAAAAUUGGUCCUAUGAAUCUAGCAAUAAUAUGUCACAACACAUCGCGACAGAACAACCAGAUAAAAAAUGCGAGUCAAAUAGUAAUUUUGACAUUUCGACAUCUUCAAAUUCAUCGAAAAUUAACGCGACUGUUGAUCUGUCGUGUAACAAAAGUAUUAAUUCAGAAAUUGUGGAAACGGGAAUACAGCAGCAAGACGUGACGCAGUUGCUUAACGGUGCGUCAACGAUAGCAGAUGCUGAGCCUGGAAUCAAACCACUGACUGAUAUUAUUGUCAAUCUCGAAGAUAUUAAGCCAAGUGUAAAUCCACCUUUAACAGUGAUUGAGGAAAGAAAUGGUAUAAGUGUGGUGCUUCACUUUACUCAGGACAAUCCUAGACCAGAUGUAUCUGUAGUAGUAAUUACUACAAUGAGCAAAAACGCAAAAUCACUUAAUGAUUAUUUAUUUCAAGCAGUUGUGCCCAAGAAAUGCAAAUGCAGGCUGCAAGCACCUUCCGGAACAAAAUUGCCAGCACAUAAUCCAUUCCUUCCACCAUCUGCAAUCACACAAAUUAUGUUGAUUGCAAAUCCUUAUAAGGAGCCUGUAUAUCUAAAGUUUAUGCUAAGCUACACAAUGGAUGAUGAAACAUUUACAGAAAUGGGUGAAGUGGACAAAUUACCUCAUCUAUGAUCCAGUGCAUCUCUAUUACGAUUUUGAUGCAUUAUUGCACUCGUAUUCGUCGUGCUCUCAG
Molecule: messenger RNA, 2238 nt
Organism: Nylanderia fulva
Lineage: Eukaryota; Metazoa; Arthropoda; Insecta; Hymenoptera; Formicidae
Gene: Gga
Product: ADP-ribosylation factor-binding protein Gga
Biological process (GO): protein localization to cell surface; intracellular protein transport; Golgi to plasma membrane transport
Cellular component (GO): trans-Golgi network
Molecular function (GO): phosphatidylinositol binding; small GTPase binding; ubiquitin binding
Source: RefSeq, a predicted model, not a curated record